Anopheles maculipalpis is the source of this 3423-nucleotide messenger RNA. RefSeq names its product semaphorin-5A (gene Sema5c). Gene Ontology annotation, molecular function: chemorepellent activity; semaphorin receptor binding. The record is from RefSeq and is a predicted model, not a curated record. Lineage: Eukaryota; Metazoa; Arthropoda; Insecta; Diptera; Culicidae. Gene Ontology annotation, biological process: positive regulation of cell migration; neural crest cell migration; semaphorin-plexin signaling pathway.
AUGGCGACGGUGUGGUUGUUGGUGUUUCUGGUAUCACUUGUCUCAGCUACGAUAGAGGAUAUACAAGAUGAUCGUAGAUUCAUUUCACACAACGAUCUACUUGUGAGUGCGAAUCGAUUUACGGACCCAAACGUGACUUCCUAUUCCCGAAUGCUGAUCGACGUUUCCGGGGAUCAACUUAUCGUCGGAGCAAGGGACAACCUGUUCCGAUUUUCGCUGCGUCUGGAUGAAAUCGAACGGGCACCAUGGGAGGUGCCGGUCAGCAUGCGUGAUCUCUGCCUGCAAAAGGGUCAAUCGGAAGAUGCCUGCCAUAACUACGUGAUGGUGCUGCAAAGUUACGGCAAUCAGGUGUAUGCUUGCGGUACACACGCCUUUCAUCCACGCUGUACCGUGCGCCACAUGGAGGACCUGUCCGUGACGAGAAACGAUGACGGUGUGGCUAAGUGUCCUUUCAACCCGAACGCUAACAUGACUGCUCUGAUGUCGGAAUCGGGACAACUGUUCGUGGGUACGGCGACUGACUUUUCCGGGCUCGAUUCCGCUAUCAUGCGUUCGGACAUUACCCAGAAUAAUGCACGGAUUCUGCGCACGGUUCAGUACAAUUCACUGUGGCUGAAUGAACCACAGUUUGCCGGUAGUUUCGAGCACGGUGGAUUCAUUUACUUCGUACUGCGUGAGGCAGCGGUAGAGUAUAUGAACUGUGGAAAGAUCAUCUACUCGCGGAUUGCACGUGUUUGUAAGAACGAUCCCGGUGGCACAUUGGGCAUUCUGAAGGAUAACUGGACGUCGUUUGUGAAGGCUCAGCUGAACUGUUCCCUGCCCGGAAAUUAUCCGUUCUACUACAACGAGGUGCAGGGUAUGGUGUAUUCGCAGGACGAAGGUGUUCUGUAUGCGACCUUCACCACUCCAGAGAACAGCAUUCACGGAUCAGCCAUCUGCGCGUACAACAUGUCCGCUAUUCAAACCGCAUUCGACGGUGCCUUCAAGUAUCAGGAAUCGAAGGGAGCAGCCUGGCGCGCUCAGGAUGUCACGAAUCGGGAUCAUUACGAGUGUCGUGGUGUUGGCACUAAUGGACGCCAUAUGUCGCUUAUCGAGUCGUCCAAGUACCAGUUGAUGGAUCAAGCCAUUCAACCGAUCACAGGACGCCCUUUGUACCAUACGGCGCUGGAGCGCUUGAGUCACAUUGCGAUCGAUAUCAUCCCGACCAAACUGCACGAACGUGUACACAUCAUUUACGUUUCGACCGAUGCAGGUACGAUCAAGAAGAUCUCGGUACUGCCCCGAACCAAAGACACGUGUGUGAUUGAAAUUUGGCAACCGGAGGAACAUCCGGAAACACCGAUCAAGGUGAUGCAGUACGUGAAGGACACCGAAUCGCUGUACGUCGGGACGGAGCGUGCGCUGAUGCGUAUUCCGGCGAAUCACUGUGGACGACAUCUGUCUCGCACGAGCUGUCUUAACUCGAUGGAUCCUUACUGUGGAUGGAACGAGCUACAGGAGGCUUGCACGAUCGCACCAAACGGAGAUACACUCGCACGGUACUGGGUACAGAAUGCGACCGAAUGUCCCGUACUCACUGCUCCUGUAGAUGGUGGUUGGUCAGCAUGGUCCGGUUGGUUCCGCUGUGCGCAAUCACCCGGCCCGGCUGGAGCUGCAGGUGGAGGCUCAGGUACAACAGGUGAAGAAUUUGGUCCUAACGCCGACACGUGUUUGUGUAGAACGCGCACGUGUAAUAAUCCCCUACCAAAGAAUGGUGGCCGUGCUUGUACCGGGAUGCAUAUCGCCGUCACCAACUGUACCGUGCACGGUGGCUGGACGGAAUGGUCGGCAUGGUCGGCUUGCUCGCAAACCUGUGGUAUGGCUGUGAAGACGCGUCGUCGCACCUGUGGCAAUCCAAAGCCAGCGCACGGAGGACGCGUAUGUGUCGGUCCGGAUCGGGCUGAGAUUUACUGCUCACACCUACCACCGUGUCCAGCUCCGAAACAACCUCCCAUCGAUGGUGGCUGGGGUCCGUACGGAGACUUUGGUGAGUGUAGUGCGGUUUGUGGUGGAGGAUUCCGGAUAAGGCGUCGCAAGUGCGAUAACCCUGUGCCACAGAACGGAGGGAUGGAUUGUUCGGGAUGCCACUUUGACUACGAAGUGUGUAAUACACAAUCGUGUCCGGAUGUUCGGAAAGCGGGCACAUGGACUCCUUGGUUGACUGUGCCGAAUGGAACAACUAUGACCGGUGGAUACGUGGAGAAGCGAUUCCGAUUCACUUGCAAGGCGCCGAUUGCGGAUUCCGCUUUGCUGAAGAUUACACCGAAAGAAGAGAUCCGCGUGUGUCAGGCGGACGGCUCCUGCCAGCGAUCGAUCGAUCCGAACGCACUGGCGACGGGUUUGACGGGGGGUGAAGAUGGAGAGGAUGGUUGGAGCGAAUGGAGCUCGUGGAGUCCUUGCAGUGCAUCCUGUGGUGGAGGCUAUCAGCAUCGUACGCGCACCUGUGAGAAGCUGGAGUGUGUAGGUUUCAACAAGACGCGUAGAGCCUGCAAUACGCAACCCUGCAGAGGUAAGAUCGUAUUUCUACGGUACGGAGAUCGCAUGCAUAUUAAUAUCUUCUUGUGCUUCACAGGCGAAUGGGGCUGCUGGACAGAUUGGUCACCAUGUUCGGUGAGCUGCGGCACUGGUACUCGAUCACGGUCACGUCAAUGCCUGUCGAUGUCCGGUAGCAUUACGCCCGAAAACGAUUGCGAAGGUAAAAGCAUUCAGUAUGAGAGCUGCGACAUGCCGAGUUGUGACUCUUUCCUUGGCUGGGGCGAAUGGAGCGAAUGGUCACCGUGUAAUGCGGACAAUGAGAAGAUUCGCACACGCGCCUGUCUUCAACCACAUUCGGUCUCGUCUACCGGUGAACUCACGUGCCAAGGCAGUGAUCGUGAACUGCGCAAGUGUAACAUCGAACAAUCCAAUGAUGUUCCUCUGCCACCGGCUGCCGUGUACGUGUCAUCCAUUUCGGCCAUUGUGAUCGCCGUUCUGGUAACGAUGGUUGUGGUCUGCAGUAUCACCAUACCCGCAACCGUGAUCCUCGUUAACAAGAAGAAGAAAGGCCUGAAAGCGAUCCAGGGUUCGCCGUGCUACGGUUCCUACCCAAACCAAUACUCCUCACUACCGACCAAGGAUUACACCGAUGGUGGUCACAAACCCAAACGACAGUCAUCCUUCAAGGGUUCGCGUAACGAUGCGAGUGGAUCGAAGCUUUCCAACGGUACCGGUACGCUAGUUAAGUCCAUCAACGUGAACGGUGGCCCGCUUGGUAAUAAUACGCCGAAAAUUCUUUCCAAAUCGUUCAACGAAACCGAUACGGCAACGAUCAAGCGCAAUUCGCACGGUCCCAACAAUAUUCGGCAUGCUCGACAGCUGGAAAUGGAUGAGGACAAGUACUGACCG